GAUUCAGUUUCAAAGGAACAAAUCAAAUUCCUCCAAAACAAUAAAAAUAAAAUUUGAAACAAAUAAAAGUUUCAUCAGAAAGAAGUCAGCUUCGAAUAGUAGUAGUAUGUUAGUGCAAAGUGUUGUGCAGUAAAAUCCGUCGUUGAUGGAAGUCUUGAAGAAGAGAGUAUUUUCUCUGUGGCCGCCAUUUCAUCGGAGUGGCGCUGCUUUUUUCACAACUAAAGCAUAUUCAACUGUGCCUUCAACGCAAACCCUCUCUGUUCAACAACAGAACCGGGAGGCGUUCCGGCAAGCUGUUGUUAACACACUAGAGCGCCGGCUGUUUUACAUCCCUUCCUUCAAAAUCUAUGGUGGUGUUGCUGGACUUUAUGAUUAUGGUCCACCUGGUUGCGCUGUCAAGGCCAACGUCCUUGCCCUUUGGCGUCAGCAUUUUGUACUUGAAGAGAACAUGUUGGAAGUUGACUGCCCGUGUGUUACGCCAGGCAUUGUACUGGAGGCAUCAGGUCAUGUCGAUAAGUUCACUGACCUUAUGGUCAAAGAUGAAAAGACGGGAGCUUGUUACCGAGCAGAUCAUUUGCUCAAGGAUUUCUGCAAAGACAAACUUGAGAAAGACCACAAACUUAGUGCAGAGAGGGCAGCAGAAUUGAGACACAUUCUUGCCGUUUUAGAUGAUUUCUCCGCGGAGGAGCUUUGUGCGAAGAUUAAGGAGUACGGCAUUACUGCUCCAGAUACUAAGAACGCUCUCUCAAACCCGUAUCCUUUCAAUCUAAUGUUUCAGACAUCAAUUGGGCCAUCUGGAUCCAGCCCUGGGUACAUGCGUCCGGAGACUGCUCAAGGUAUUUUUGUGAACUUUAAGGACUUAUACUACUAUAAUGGCAACAAGCUUCCUUUUGCAGCUGCACAGAUCGGUCAAGCUUUCAGAAACGAGAUCUCUCCAAGGCAAGGCCUUUUAAGGGUCCGCGAAUUUACGCUUGCUGAGAUUGAACAUUUUGUGGAUCCUGAGGACAAGUCCUUCCCUAAAUUUUCCGACGUUUCAGACUUGGAAUUAUAUAUGUUCCCAAGAGAAGACCAGAUGUCUGGACAACCAACAAGAAGGAUAACUAUUGGAGAAGCAGUUUCUCAGGGGAUCAUCGAUAAUGAAACACUUGGUUAUUAUAUAGGGAGGGUAUACUUGUUUCUAACUCAACUUGGAAUUGCUAAAGAUCGUCUGCGUUUCCGUCAACAUCUGGAAAAUGAGAUGGCACACUAUUCUGUAGACUGUUGGGACGCUGAAAUAGAAAGCUCUUAUGGUUGGAUUGAGUGUGUUGGAAUUGCUGAUAGAUCAGCAUAUGAUUUGAACGCUCAUGCGGAUCGAAGCGGUGUACCCUUGGUGGCAUACGAAAAGUAUCAACAACCUCGAGAAGUCGAGAAACUUGUGGUCGUUCCCGUUAAAAAGGAGCUCGGUCUUGCCUUCAAAGGUAACCAUAGGAUGGUGGUGGAAGCAUUAGAGGCGAUGGGCGAUAAAGAAGCGAUGGAGAUGAAAGCGAGCUUGGAAGGCAAGGGGGAGUGCGAGUUCCGUGUUUGUGCUCUUAACAAAGUUGUCACUAUAAAGAAUAGUAUGGUGUCUAUCUCCAUAGAGAAGAAAAAGGAACAACAAAGGGUUUUCACACCUUCGGUCAUCGAGCCAUCAUUUGGAAUCGGAAGGAUCAUAUACUGUCUCUAUGAACACUCCUUUUACACGAGGCCUAGUAAAGGCGGUGACGAGCAAGUGAACGUCUUCCGUUUCACCCCAUUGGUAGCUCCCAUCAAAUGCACGGUAUUUCCCCUGGUUCAGAACCGACAAUACGAGGAUGUUGCUAAGCAGAUCGCCAAGUCACUGACGGCUUUUGGCAUCUCGUACAAGAUUGAUGUAACAGGUACCUCUAUAGGAAAGAGAUAUGCUAGGACCGAUGAACUCGGAGUUCCUUUCGCCGUUACAGUUGAUACCACGUCCUCUGUUACCGUUCGAGAAAGAGAUAGCAAGCAGCAGAUUCGUGUCGAUGUGGAUGAGGUGGCAUCCGUGGUCAAGCAGCUGACGGAUGGCACGAGCACGUGGGCUGGUGUGUUGCUGAGAUAUCCUGCCCAUUCGCCGUAACCAACGAUGAGUGGGUUUUUCAGGGAAAAUGCUUAGCACCAAAGACGACUGCAACUGGACAGCCUCUCUUGUCUCUGCCUUGCAUAAACACCUUCUUAUGUGCCACGUGAUUCGGGGCCUCCGAUGCUGAAAUCGAGCCCGUUGGGACGAAGUUUCGCCUCCAUGUCAAGUACUUCAUCAGCAUCGUUGAAGCCUUCUCGAUGUCGAGAUCACGAGCACGAAGAAAUCUUCUCAAUGUCGCCUCAUCUACUUCCUGCAAAAAAUCCAUUUUCAUCAUCUCAUAUAUAGUGUGUGAAAAGUUAAUAAUAAGUUUCUUUAAUAUUUUGGCUCAAGCCCCAUGUUUUCUUGAUCCGACAAGCCAAGAAUUGCAAGGUGUGUGUGUUUGCAGCUAGGGUUGUAAAUGAAUAGAGGUACUCGAGACUCGACUCUAAAAAAGCUCGUUCGGAGCUCAAUUCGAUAGUAAA
Salvia miltiorrhiza (redroot sage) is the source of this 2577-nucleotide messenger RNA. Its product is annotated as glycine--tRNA ligase, mitochondrial 1-like. Gene Ontology annotation, biological process: mitochondrial glycyl-tRNA aminoacylation. Gene Ontology annotation, molecular function: ATP binding; glycine-tRNA ligase activity. Bases 146 to 2113 code for a protein of 655 amino acids. The transcript has 11 exons. The record is from RefSeq and is a predicted model, not a curated record. NCBI's taxonomy places the organism in Eukaryota, Viridiplantae, Streptophyta, Magnoliopsida, Lamiales, Lamiaceae. Gene Ontology annotation, cellular component: cytoplasm; mitochondrion.